Molecule: messenger RNA, 906 nt
Organism: Papilio polytes (common Mormon)
Lineage: Eukaryota; Metazoa; Arthropoda; Insecta; Lepidoptera; Papilionidae
Exons: 5
Coding region: 58-846 (262 amino acids)
Source: RefSeq, a predicted model, not a curated record
UUUAUUAACAGACAUCGCGUGGCUAGAUUAAUAUUUUACAACACUUGUGGCGCAAACAUGUCUCCUAGCGCCUUCAAAUUAACUUUUAGUGUUAUCUUAAUCUGUUUUUUUGUGGAUUCAAGUAAUUCUUCAUUUGUCGAUACAUUAACUAAAUGCGGCAUCAAAGAACCAAAAUGUCAAAGUAAACUUUUUGAGAGUGUGCUUCAACGUAUUGGAAAAACUGGUAUACCUGAUCUAAAUAUUCCACCUAUCGAUCCAAUUCAAAUAAAGGAUGUGUCAUUUGAGGUUAUGAAUUGGAUUAACCUCACAUUUGUCGAAGGAGUUGUAACUGGCAUAAAGGAUUGCAAAUUUAUCAAUUACGACAUCGAUAUUGAAAAGGGUACAGGUAGUCAAGAACUAUUGUGUGAUGUAUUAAUCAAGGGACGCUAUCACGUGGACGCUGCAUCACCGGAGAUCGCAGUUAUUCUCGGAGACUCCGAAUUAGUAGGAGACGGACAAGGAAAAGUUAAAAUAGAUAAGAUUCGACUCGUAUUUGAGUAUCCUGUAGGUGUGUAUAAGAAAGAUGACGGUGAAAUUUACCUUAAAUGCGACUACAGCAAAAAGGCACAAAGAUUCAAUAUUUUGGGCAAGGUAACCUUUGCUGCGGACAACAUUUAUCUGGGCAAAGAGAAUGUCAGCGAAAUCGUCGUAAAUUAUCUGAAUGACAAUUGGAAGUUUAUAAUGAAAACAUUUGGACGAAUUUUCAUUGACAAAGCGACCGAGUAUUAUAAUCUCUUUGCGAGGAAUUUCUUCGACCAUGUUCCAGCAAAACAUUUUAUAUCCGAUGAUCUGAGCCCAUACCUGUGAUAUUAACAAAUAGAUUUAAAUACAUUGUUAGAUAAGAAAUAAUAUACCAAUUUAUUGACA